GUGUGUGUGUGUGUGUGUAGUGAAUUCCCCGCAGAUCCGGCCUGGAAGUUCCCAGCUCCUGGAGUUAAGCCUCUUUGUUGCCUCCCUUCGUUUGGGGCAUCUUUGUGUUUCCCCCCGCCUGCUCCACUGGAGACCGCGGGGGUCUGGGACUGUGCUUCUCUUGCUCUGGAGGCAUUGCUUUGCAGUGCACAAGCCAAGAAUAAGCUCUAACAGAUGCUGCUAAGGCCAAGUCCAUGGCUUGUAUUGUGCCCACGUGCAAGAGGAAAUGUUCAGGUCAGCAAAGAGGUACCUUACGCUGUAAAGGAGGUUCAGGAGCAGCAGAUAGGGACAGCAGGGUUACAAAGAACUGCUCUUCCUGAGCACAACAUACAGGGGUACCUGAAUGCUAAUCUGACCCCUGCAGGCACAGGCAGCCCAGUAGGGAGCAGCUCUUUAGACACCAAUGGUAGGACAUGAGCAAAACUUGGCUUGAUGCAUCAACUGGGAACUAUCUCUCAAAGAGGACAGGAUUGCUUCAGUGAAACCUCAGCAGGUUCUUUCCUCCCUCCUUUCCUGUCUGACUUAGAGCACUGUUUGGGGGAGUGGGUGGGGAUUCAGGUGCAUCAUCUUCUAAUAUCUAUUUGCAAAAAGCUGCAGGCAAACUGUCUUGAGGGCUGCUCAUGGCCAUGCCCUUCUGUGUCUGAGUAACAGCUUGAACUGCAGUCAGAGGCUUUUUGCUCAGAGGAAUGCUUUGAAACAUACUGUUUUUAAUGGCACUGUGUUGCCAGGGGCUCUUUGUGUAUAAGUAAAAGCAUGACUCUUUGCUCUCUCUGCAGGAAGAGGACCCUAUCUGUAGUAGGACCUCCAUUUGGCAAGUGUUUUGAUCUGCUCUCUGCAAGCUAAAUAACUGAAUUAUUGAGGAGAUCUCAGAUGAGGUGUUUGUGCCCUUGCAGUCAGUGCCUUGGGAGUGGAAGAGUGGUGGGAGAUGUCAGACAGCGGCACAGUUCUGGUUUUCCUCUUCUCUGUUGAUCCCAGGUCACUCUCUGUGCCUGAAAGACUGCGAAGAGGCCCUAACAUAGCUGCUGCCUUCACUGCUGUCCUGCUGAAUUAGACAGGGCAUGGGAUGGAAAAGGGAUUAAAAAUGGGUUUGUGCCACCCAUCCCUCCUCAUGCUUACCGUGAAUAAUCUCUUCCUCUCUCCAAGCACACAGUCCCCUUUCAGUUUUGCCUCAGACCUCGCAGUGAGAAGAGAGAACAGGAUUGGAGCUGAGGAUUCUAGUGUGGCCCUGUUCCCUGCGUGCAUGCUGCCUCCCAAAGAGCACAGGGCUCCUCUCCUGGUAACUGUGGAAAAAAGGACGUGUAUCCUGUGGGGCAAGGCCAUCCUUGCAUACGUGGCCCACGUGCACUAGAGCUGUCCCCAGCCGGCAGUCCAGCCACCCUGGGACCACCAUGCCACAGGUAGCACCCAAGCUGAGCCAUGCUCGCUGUGGUGCCACUGCUCCAGGAAUCCACUGCACACAAAUCCACUGCAUCAUCUGAGGCAGCUUAUGGGACCCUUCCCCGGGCGCCCCAGGUCACACCACAUGGGAUGGCAAUGACACGUGGACGGAAGAGGCCCAUGUCCCCCAUCCCUUGCCUCGUGCUUGCAGCCGCCAGCUGUUUUGCCAAAUUGAGUGAAUCUCUGCAGGUCACAGUGCAUCCUGCUUCUAUUGUUCAAAAACUUGGAGGCCCAGUCAGCCUAGGGUGUGUGGUGGACCCCCCCCGAGUGAACCUCACCUGGAGACUGAACGGGAAGGAGCUGGCUAGAUCAGAUGAGGUGCUGGGUAUCCACGUGGAGCGAGGGAAGCUCAUCAUCACGGCUCUCAAUAACCGCACCGUGGGGCGCUACCAGUGCAUCGCUCGUGUGCCUGAAGGAGUCAUUGCCAGUGUCCCUGCAGUCGUCACCUUAGCUAAUCUCAAAGAUUUCAAGUUCGACGGCCAGCAUGUGAUCGAGGUGGAUGAAGGGAACACAGCUGUGAUUGCCUGCGACCUGCCCGAAAGUCACCCCAAGGCUCAGGUCCGCUACAGUGUGAAGCAGGAGUGGCUGGAGGCCUCCAGAGACAAUUAUCUUAUCAUGCCAUCUGGAAACCUUCAGAUAGUUAAUGCCAGCCAGGAGGAUGAGGGGACUUAUAAAUGUGCUGCCUACAACCCUGUGACACAGGAGGUGAAAACUUCAGUCUCCAGUGAGAGGCUCCGUGUGAGACGCUCCACUGCAGAAGCAGCCCGGAUAAUUUACCCUCCUGAGGCUCAGACCAUCAUUGUCACCAAGGGCCAGAGCCUUAUUCUGGAGUGCGUGGCCAGCGGGAUCCCCCCGCCACGUGUCACCUGGGCCAAGGAUGGCUUCGGCGUCUCCGCAUACAACAAGACGCGCUUCUUGCUCAGCAACCUCCUGAUUGACCCCACGAGCGAGGAGGACUCGGGCACCUACAGCUGCAUGGCUGACAAUGGCGUUGGGGAGGCCGGGGCUGCGUUCAUCUUCUACAAUGUGCAGGUGUUUGAACCCCCGGAGGUCACCAUGGAGCUGUCCCAGCAGAUCAUUCCUUGGGGCCAGAGUGCCAAGUUCACGUGUAAGGUGCGAGGAAACCCGCAGCCCUCAGUGAUGUGGCUGCGCAACGCAGUGCCGCUGUCGGGCAGCCACCGGCUGCGGCUGUCGCGCCGGGCGCUGCGGCUGCUCAGCGUGGGGCCUGAGGACGAGGGCAUCUACCAGUGCAUGGCCGAGAACGAGGUGGGCAGCGCCCAGGCCAUGGUGCAGCUGAGGACAGCCAGCCCAGGAGCUCCACUCAACCCUGGGCAAGAUGCCCAGCUGGACUUGGCUCAACCUCCAACACCACCUUCCAGGGACAGUGCCUUAAAGCUGCCCUUGGAUAAAGCUGGACUGCCAAAGCCUGGGACAACCCCUCUAGCAGCAUCUCCACAGUGUGCAGCCAACAAGGAGCUCGUGACUCCAGCUGAAGCCCCCAUCAUCCUCAGUUCUCCACGGACAUCCAAGACAGACAGCUACGACCUCGUGUGGAGACCCCGGCCUGACAGCAGAGCCCCCAUUCUCUAUUACGUGGUGAAGCAUCGCAAGCAGGUCACCAAUGCCUCAGACAGCUGGGCCGUGAGGGAUGUCCCAGCCUCGCAGCACCGCCUGACCCUCACCAGGCUGGACCCUGGGAGCCUCUACGAGGUGGAGAUGGCUGCUCACAACUGUGCCGGCGAGGGACAGACGGCCAUGGUGACCUUCCGCACCGGCCGGCGCCCAAAACCAGAGAUUGUUGCCAGCAAAGAGCAGCAGAUCCAGAAGGAUGACCCAGGCACGAGCACCCAGAGCAGUAACCAGGCCGACAACAGCCGUCUGUCCCCUCCAGAGGCACCGGACCGUCCAACCAUCUCCAUGGCCUCAGAGACAUCUGUGUAUGUGACCUGGAUCCCCCGUGGGAAUGGUGGGUUCCCCAUCCAGUCUUUCCGCGUGGAGUAUAAGAAAUUGAAGAAGUUGGGAGACUGGGUCCUGGCCACCAGCGACAUUCCUCCCUCUCGCCUCUCUGUGGAAAUCCCAGGCCUGGAGAAAGGCACAUCCUAUAAAUUCCGUGUGCGGGCGCUGAACAUCCUGGGAGAGAGCGAGCCCAGCGCGGCGUCUCGACCGUACGUGGUGUCUGGGUACAGCAACCGUGUCUACGAGCGCCCUGUGGCCGGGCCCUACAUCACCUUCACAGAUGCCAUCAACGAGACCACCAUCAUGCUCAAGUGGAUGUACAUUCCAGCCAGCAACAACAACACUCCCAUCCAUGGAUUUUACAUCUACUACCGCCCCACUGACAGUGACAAUGACAGUGACUACAAGAAGGACGUGGUGGAAGGAGAUCGGUACUGGCACUCCAUCAGCCACUUGCAGCCAGAGACCUCUUAUGACAUUAAGAUGCAAUGCUUCAAUGAGGGGGGUGAAAGCGAGUUCAGCAAUGUGAUGAUCUGUGAAACUAAAGCUCGGAGGUCUCUUGGUCUGCCAGGUCGUCUUCCACCCUCCACAGUGCCCCCUCAGCAGCGUCCCCCACUCAGUGGUGGGCACAGCGGCCUGGGGACAGGAGCCAUGGUGGCCCGUUCCAGUGACUUGCCGUACUUGAUUGUAGGCGUUGUGCUGGGAUCCAUCGUCCUCCUCAUUGUGGCUUUCAUCCCCUUUUGCCUUUGGAGAGCUUGGUCCAAACAGAAGCAAACCAUUGACAUGAGCUUCCCAGGAGCUGGGCUGCUGGUGUCAUCCUGCCAGUACACCAUGGUGCCUCUGAGAGGCAUCUCUGCUCCUCGUGCCAAUGGACAUCCCUUUGUUAAUGGGCAGCCCUAUGCCAGCAGGGCACAUCUGAAUGGCAUCUGCACCCCUGCAGGAGUGGGGUAUGCAAGCACCAAGCCCCGAGAUUACAGCCCUGAUGAAAUGCCACAGUCACAGGAGGAGACCAACACCUUGCUGCAGGCAAGAGUGCUGCAGAAUGGGAGUGCCCAGCAAGACUACCAGCCCUCCAGAUUGCCCAGCUCCAGAACAGAAGACAGCUCUUUCCUCUACAGUCUCCCAGAUGACUCCACUCACCAGCUUCUUCAGCCACAAGAUGACUGUCCUCACCUGCAAGAGCACUUUGCUGGUCUCCAUCAUCCAGUGAUAGGAAGCAAAGUGGGAGGCCCUAGCCUGGAUGCUCGACGGGAUACUCUCUUCCACCAAGGAAGCCCUUGCUGCUUAGGCCUAGUGCCAGUCGAAGAGGUAGAAAGACUAGACUGCUGCCAGUCCAGAGGAGAUCUCCAUGCCCAGAAUCUGGUGAUCACAUCUUUGGGUCAGGACCUACCAAGACAUCUGAACAGCAGUCCUCCACCACUGAGACCCUUAGAGACUCAUCCUCCCACCAGCUAGGGACCAAACUGCCUUUUACAAAAGACUUAUUCUAAAGAGAAAAAAAGAAAGGGUAUUUAUUUUUAUAUAACACCCCUAUUUAUAUAUUUAUGCACUUGUAUAUAGAUGUAUAUGUGUCUUUUAUAAUGCUAUGGAGACAGAAGGCAUCCUCAACAAGGUCACAGGAGGACCCAGGAAACAAGGCAGCAGCUCUCGGUGGCACCAUCAGAGCACACGAUGGAAACAGCUGGACAAGGGACACUGCAGGACAUGGGUCUAAACCAAGCUGCCAGCACCCUCUUGCAGCGAGGGUUUCACAACAAAUAAUGCUGCCCAAAAGGUCUUUUCCUUUCCCUCGCAGGGAGGUUUGUUCCAGGAACGCGCUCCUGUGAAUGGACUGGAGUUAUGCACUCUGCCUAAUCAACUUAAACAACCUUUCACAUACACGCCAUCUGCAGCUGCCUAUCUGUGAAGACAAAUCCACGCUUUAACAUCUAAAAUAAAGGCUUUAGUCUUUGCUG
Messenger RNA from Passer domesticus (house sparrow), 5387 nucleotides. It is a transcript of the gene BOC, whose product is annotated as BOC cell adhesion associated, oncogene regulated. Gene Ontology annotation, cellular component: axon. The record is from RefSeq and is a predicted model, not a curated record. The transcript has 21 exons. Bases 1456 to 4887 code for a protein of 1143 amino acids. Gene Ontology annotation, molecular function: protein binding. Gene Ontology annotation, biological process: cell-cell adhesion; axon guidance. Lineage: Eukaryota; Metazoa; Chordata; Aves; Passeriformes; Passeridae.